AAGAAGUUAGACCUGGCGGCCGCUGCGGCUCACACCUUCUUUGUAGCAAACCCAGACCACUUGCAGAUGAGAGAGGACAUGGCAAAGUAUAGACGCAUGUCUGGGGUUCGGCCUCAGAGUUUCCGGGACCUUGAGACACCCCUGCAUUGGGCGGCCUAUGAUGCCAGCCUGGAGCUGGUGGAGCGCCAGGAAGCGGGGCUGGCACUGCCCAGGCUGGAGGAGGCCCUGCAGGAGACCCUAGCUCAAUUGGAGACCUGCCGCGCUGGCUGCCAGGGGCCUGAAGAGCAACAGGAAGAGGAGGAAGAGGAGAAGAAGGAAGAUGAAGAAGGGGCCGGGGGUCCCGGGGGCCUCUACGAAGCCGUUGCGGGGCACUGGAUUCGGGUCCUGCUGUGCCGACAGCGCUGUGUGGCGGACACGGCCACCCGCCCCGGGCGCAGCCAUCCUGUUCCUGACUUCCUUCCUAACCAGCUAAGGAGGCUACACCAGGCACACGCUCAGGUGGGAAAUCUGUCUGAGGCUGUGGAAAAUGUCCUGAGCGUUCUGCUCUUCUACCCGGAUGACGAGGCCGCCAAACAAGCUCUGAGCCAGUACCAAGCUGAGCUCGGGGAGCCCAGACCAGGCCUUGGACCCAGGGAGGAUAUCCAGAACUUCGUCCUUCGGUCCCUGGGGGAGAAGAGACAGCUUUACUACGCCAUGGAACAUCUUGGUGUCAAUUUCCAGGACCCUGACGCGGCUGGGGCUGGAGCCAGGUCUGGCUACCGUGGUCGCCGGUCCCCCCACACCCCCCAUGAGUAUUUCGAGGGGCUCACGGUGCUGAAGGCGGCCCAGCUGGCCAGGGCGGGGAGUGUGGGAAGCCAGGGCGUAAGGCUCCUUCUAGAAGCGGGUGAGCGCGUGAGGAAGGUGACGCAGGCCUACUUCUCCCCAGAGCGACCCUUGCACCUCUCCUUCACCCACCUGGUGUGCCGCAGUGCCGUCGAAGGGGAGCAAGAUCAGCGCAUGGAUCUGAGCCACCCUGUCCACGCAGACAACUGUGUCCUGGACCCCGACACCGGGGAGUGCUGGCCAGAGCCCCCAGCCUACACCUACCGAGACUACAGUGGCCUUCUCUACCUCAACGAUGACUUUAAAGGGGGGGACCUGUUCUUCACGCAGCCCAACGCGCUCACUGUCACGGCUCAGGUUCGCCCCCGCUGCGGUCGCCUGGUGGCCUUCAGCUCCGGCGGGGACAAUCCCCACGGGGUGUGGGCCGUGACCCGCGGUCGGCGCUGCGCCCUGGCGCUGUGGCACACGUGGGCCCCCGAGCACCGGGAGCAGGAGUGGACAGAAGCCAAAGAAUUGCUGCAGAAGCUAAAGGAGGAAGAGGAGGAGAAAGAGGAGGAGGAGGAAACGCCAGGCAGAGACCCUUUCCCAGAACCCCCCAGCCACAAACUUCAACGUGUGCAAGAAACAAAUGCGGAGCCACGGAGGGCCCGAGAGGAGCUGUGAGUGGCCGAGCCAGCUGCACGGGUCCUGGGCCUCGCAAGCCGGAGAAGGACCCAUGAGAAGCAUCCAGCAGGACGCCAUCUUGGGAAUCUCUCAGAUCUGCCCUCAUCAAACACCGCUUGGAUGUCACCCAGCGCUUCUGGGGCCCGGCCCCCCCCCCAGACUGACAGAUCUUGGACAGACAGACAUGACACCUCCCUAGGGAAGAAAUGACAAAGGAGAGGAGGGGGGGAAAGAGGCCGAUGGCGUGAACUUUUAGCCUGGUGCUGGUGGCUGUCAUCCCAGCUACUCAGGAGGCUGAGAUCUGAGGAUCACAGCCGGAGGCCCAGUCUG
Dipodomys ordii (Ord's kangaroo rat) is the source of this 1815-nucleotide messenger RNA. It is a transcript of the gene P3h3, whose product is annotated as prolyl 3-hydroxylase 3. The record is from RefSeq and is a predicted model, not a curated record. The coding region runs from base 67 to 1485 and encodes 472 amino acids. NCBI's taxonomy places the organism in Eukaryota, Metazoa, Chordata, Mammalia, Rodentia, Heteromyidae. Gene Ontology annotation, molecular function: iron ion binding; procollagen-proline 3-dioxygenase activity; L-ascorbic acid binding. Gene Ontology annotation, cellular component: endoplasmic reticulum. Gene Ontology annotation, biological process: collagen metabolic process. The transcript has 11 exons.